UUUUUCUAUUUGAAGGCGGCUAUGCAUACCUCCUUCCUAUUUUCUUUUUAUUUAUAAACAGCUUUAUCUAUUUACUUUGUGAACUCAGAAAUUUUCUUUCUUCUUAAUUUCCAAGAAACAAAAACAAAAAGGUAUCUAUGGGUUCUCAAGGGGGAAAAGCACCAAUUCAUGUUUUUAUGGUUUCAUUUCCAGGCCAAGGACAUGUCAAUCCUCUAAUUCGACUGGGCAAACGCCUAGCAGCCAAGGGUAUUUUCGUUACAUUAUCCACCGCUGAAAGUCAUGGUUUUCAAAUGAAAAAAGUUAAUAAAAACUUAAGCGAUGAGCCAACACCUUAUGGUUCAGGUACGAUAAGAUUUAAGUUUAUUGAUGAUGGUUGGGAUUAUUCGAAGCCCGAGGGUAAUGACCUCGGGCUUUACAUUCGGCAUCUAGAGUCUGUAGGUAAACAGCUCCUUCCUCAAAUGAUUGAGGAAGAAGAGAAACAGGGUCGCCCUGUUUCUUGUCUUAUUAAUAAUGCCUUUAUUCCGUGGGUUUCAGAUAUUGCUGAAACCCUCGGAAUUCCUAGUGCUGUUCUUUGGGUUCAAUCUGCUGCCAGUUUUUCAUGUUAUUACCAUUAUAUGCAUCAGUUAGCUACUUUUCCGACUGAAUCAAACCCCCAACUCCAACUCCAACUUCCAGGCAUGCCCUUACUCAAACACGACGAAAUCCCUAGCUUUUUGCACCCUUCUUCUCCUUACACCAUGUUGAAGAAGGCUAUUUUAGGUCAAUUUGAAAAAUUGUCUAAUCCGUUUUGUAUACUGAUGGAUACGUUCCAUGAACUCGAACUCGAUCUCGUUGAUCAGCUUUCAAAAAUUUGUCCAAUUAAAACUGUUGGUCCAUUAUUCAUGUACCCUAAAUUGAUUUCCCCCAAUGGAAAGGAUAUUCGUGGCGAUUACUUCACGUCUGAUAGUGGAAUAAUACAGUGGCUCGAUUCGAAAUCAGCAUCCUCUGUUGUAUACAUUUCAUUUGGGAGCAUAGUCAUGUUGAAACAAGAACAAAUUGAUGAAUUGGCCUAUGGAUUGUUAAAUUCAGGGGUGAAUUUUUUAUGGGUAGUAAAAGAACCUUCAGUAGGGACAGGUUAUUUACCAGUAAAAUUACCAGAUGGAUUUUUGGACAAAGCUGGUGACAGAGCUAAAAUUGUCCAAUGGUGUCCACAAGAACAAGUUUUAGCACACCCUUCCUUGUCCUGUUUUUUAACGCACUGUGGAUGGAAUUCAACUAUGGAAGCAAUAUCUAUUGGUACGCCAAUUAUUGCAUUUCCACAAUGGGGUGAUCAAGUUCUUGACGCUAAGUACUUAGUGGAUGUGUUUAAAGUUGGGAUUCAAUUAUGUAGAGGUGAGGAUGAAAAUAGAAUCAUUCCACGAGAGGAAGUGGAGAAGUGCGUGAGGGAGGCGACGAGUGGAGCAAAGGCCGCAGAGAUGAAAGAAAACGCGUUGAAGUGGAAGAAAGUGGCGGAGGAUGCGGUGGCUGAUGGUGGCUCAUCCCAGCAGAAUCUCCAAGCAUUCAUCGAUGAUAUUGUAACAAAGUGUACUGCCGAAAAGUUCAAGAAGGCUAGCUUGCAAUAAGUGUUUAAUUUAUUAUAAUUACGUCAUUUAAUAAGAUUUUACUCAUGUAUUACUCUAAUAAUUAACGUCAAACAUGCAACGAAAGUUUAUGUCUAAGUCAUGUAUAUGAUGUUGGAUUGAUUUAAAAAUAGAUUAGUUUUUUAUUUUGAAA
This is a messenger RNA of Solanum lycopersicum (tomato), 1752 nucleotides long. Its product is annotated as gallate 1-beta-glucosyltransferase 84A24. Lineage: Eukaryota; Viridiplantae; Streptophyta; Magnoliopsida; Solanales; Solanaceae. The record is from RefSeq and is a predicted model, not a curated record. Gene Ontology annotation, molecular function: quercetin 7-O-glucosyltransferase activity; quercetin 3-O-glucosyltransferase activity.